GUCUGCAGCUCAUAAGCAUUCAUGUGAAACCAGCUGGUUACUAUACAUUUUAGGCACUUUAUGAUCUGAGCAGAGAUGAAUGUUUAUGACAGCCUUUACUUUGGAAUGAAAAACACAUCAAUUAUGUGUGAGGCAGCAAAUUUGACAGGUUUAAGCUCUGCCCCCAGCUGGGUGAACUAAAGCAGGAAACAGUUUGUGAUCGUUGUUUCCUGCAGAGACUCCCAGACAAUCAGAUUCACCUUCAGACCAAACUAGCAGCUUCCUCUCAGUGAGUCCAGCUGCAGGAGAGAAAAGUGGAAACCUCCAACUCUGCUGCUUCAAGCUGCUCACACUGAAGGUGAGUUGGACCAAGAACACUUUGAGGGAAGUUAGUAGAGAGAGGGAGCCGUGACUGACUGGACCUUCUCUGUUUUCAGCUUCAUUCAAAGACAAAAUGGCUUCCAGGUUAGAGGAGGAUCUCUGCUGUUCAGUCUGUCAGGACGUCUUUAAGGAUCCGCUUGUUCUGUCAGGUAGCCACAGCUUCUGUAAGGAAUCUCUGAAGAGCUGGUGGGGAGAAAAACCAUCAAGAGAUUGUCCAGUUUGUAAGAGGAGAUCUUCAAGGUCUGAUCCACCUUUAAAUCUGGUUCUGAAGAACCUGUGUGAGACUUUCUUACAGCAGAGAGAUCAGAGACUUUCAGAGGAUCUCUGCAGUCUGCACGCUGAGAAACUCAAACUCUUCUGUCUGAACCAUCGAGAUCCCAUUUGCUCCAUCUGCAGAGAUUCAGAAAAACACACCAACCACAGAUUCAGACACAUUGAUGAAGCUGCUCAGCAUCACAGAGAGAAACUUCAAGAAACUCUGGAGCCUUUAAAGAAGAAACUGGAGCUCAGGAAGGAAAUUAAAGAGAAGUUUCAUAAAACAGCAGAACACCUGACGGUCCAGGCCCGACACACAGAGAGGCAAAUUGUUGAGCAGUUUAAGAAGCUUCAUCAGUUUCUAGCAGAGGAAGAGGAGGCCAGGCUGGCUGCACUGAGGGAGGAAGAGGAGCAGAAGAGAGGGAUGAUGAAGGAGAAGAUGGAGGCUCUGAGCAGAGAGAUAGCAGCUCUUUCAGACACAGUCAGAGCCACAGAGGAGGAGCUGAGAGCUGCAGACGUCUCAUUCCUGCACAACUACAAGGCUGCAGUGGAAAGAGUCCAGCGCUGCCCCCUGCUGGAGGAGCCACAGCUGCCCUCAGGAGCUCUGAUAGACCAGGCCAAACAUCUGGGCAACCUGGCCUUCAACAUCUGGAGCAACAUGAAGAACAUGGUGACCUACACUCCUCUGAUUCUGGACCCAAACACGGCUCAUCCAGGACUCCACCUGACUGAAGAUCUGACCAGUUUGACUCCAGGAGAGGAACAGCAACUUCCUUAUAAUCCAGAGAGAUUUGAGGUCGAGUGGUCGGUCCUGAGCUCUGAAGGCUUUAACUCAGGGAAGCACAGCUGGGAUGUUGAUGUUGGAGAUGGUGGAGACUUGGAACUUGGUGUGAUAGCAGAGUCUAUCCUGAGAGAGGGAAAGAUAGAGUCUGGAUUGUUGCUUCUGUGUUUCUAUGAAGGAAAAUACAAAACAUGGUCUCCUCCAGCUCGUCCCACAUUUCUCUCAGUCCAGAAGAAACUCCAGAGGAUCAGAGUGAAUCUGGACUGGGACAGAGGAAAGAUACCGUCCUUUGAUCUGGAUACUAACACAAACACACACACUUUCAGACACACCUUCACUGACAAGAUGUUUCCGUACAUCAGCACUUUGUGUAAAGUAAAACUCUUACCAAUGAAGAUCUCAGCGGUCAAACAGCAGCUCUGAGGUUUUCAGCAUGAAGAUCAAAAAGUCCAAAUGAAACUUUAUUGAUCAGUUUAAAACUGGACUGAUGUUCUGGUUCUUGACUCUGUAACUGGAUGUUGGACUUCUUAACCCACUGGACAUCUUCAUCUGUCAUCUUGAACACUGUGUCCUCAGCCCACUGAUGGACUUCUUCACCAGCAGUCGACUUUCCAGGUUCAUCCUCAACAUCUUUAGCACAGCAGUGGAGAUGGUCACCAGGCUCACAUACCUUGGGGUUCACAUCUCCAACACCAGGUGGCAGAAAGGACGGGUCGGUCUCCAACAUUAGGGAUUGCUUCUACAGCUGAUUGGUGGAGAGCAGACAGACUUCCUGCCAGAGAAGCAGGAACAUUUCUGGAACAUGUACCAGAGUCAAUGGAGCGACGGAGACCUGCAUGUCCCCAACAACCCUGCACAUGGACUGUCCACCUGGAUGAGAAACAUCUUUUCCCCAGAUGCUGUGAAGCUGCUGAAAUGUUGUUUAUGAUAAACUGAACUCAGUUUCUGGGUGUAAAACCUUUGUUUUUUUUUAACAAAAUUGAUUUGGAUUGAAUACUUUAGUUGAAACUCUGA
Xiphophorus hellerii (green swordtail) is the source of this 2410-nucleotide messenger RNA. Its product is annotated as nuclear factor 7, ovary-like. Gene Ontology annotation, molecular function: zinc ion binding. Bases 434 to 1819 code for a protein of 461 amino acids. The transcript has 2 exons. The record is from RefSeq and is a predicted model, not a curated record. Lineage: Eukaryota; Metazoa; Chordata; Actinopteri; Cyprinodontiformes; Poeciliidae.